GCGCCCAAGUUUACCAAGAUUCCCGGGGACCAGAUUGGGGUCUCGGGAGGUGUGGCCUCGUUCGUGUGCCAGGCGUCAGGUGACCCCAAGCCCAUGGUCAACUGGAACAAGAAGGGCAAGAAGGUCAACUCCCAACGCAUAGAGGUGAGCUCACUCCACUCUCCAAUCUCUAAAGAUCAUAUUCCAUUAGCAACUUUUUGAGGGGUUUUGUUUUACCAUUUGUUGGACCAGCCUUUUCCUUUGGUUCCCAAUUCUCCUUCUUGGUCUCCUUCCUGGUUACUCACCUGGUUUCUGUCUCUUCCUGAUUCUUUGUCCUGGUUGUCCUUUGUCCUGUUUUCCUCCUCAUUCCAAACUGUUCCUGACUGUUUCUCUGCUGGCUGUUUCCUGAGUGUUCCUCCUCUCCCCUAGACGAUAGAGUUUGAUGAUGGAGCGGGGGCCGUGCUAAGGAUCCAGCCUCUCAGGGCCCCCAGAGAUGAGAACGUCUAUGAGUGUGUGGCCCGCAACAGAGAAGGAGAGGUGGCCACCACCGCCAAGCUGGCAAUCAUACGA
Molecule: messenger RNA, 549 nt
Organism: Coregonus sp. 'balchen'
Lineage: Eukaryota; Metazoa; Chordata; Actinopteri; Salmoniformes; Salmonidae
Source: the annotation of a GenBank genome assembly